CUUGUCUUUACACAUUACUCAAGUGUUGCCGGCGAACCCUAAAGACUUUCCCUUCUCUCUCUCCAAAAAAUGUCUCUAUCCUCUCUCUCUCUAGACUCCAAGCCACGAUUCGCCGUCGGAGCUCCAUCUCACCACCGUUAUCCACUGCUCCACCACCCUCGGAGCUUCAUCCCCUGCUCUCCUAAGCGUCACACUAUCUCCGCGUCCCUAAGCGUCACCGCUGACUCAGCCGCCACUAAGUCCCUCGAACGAAUCGACUCACUGAGUCAAGUCUCAGGCGUGUUAGGUUGCCAAUGGGGAGACGAAGGCAAAGGCAAGCUCGUUGACAUCUUAGCACAACACUUCGACAUCGUUUCUCGUUGUCAGGGUGGAGCUAACGCUGGACACACGAUAUACAACUCUGAAGGAAAGAAGUUUGCUCUUCACCUCGUGCCUUCAGGUAUACUCAACGAGGACACAACUUGUGUGAUUGGGAACGGAGUUGUGGUUCAUUUGCCAGGUCUCUUCAAAGAGAUUGAUGGUUUAGAGUCCAAUGGUGUCUCCUGUAAAGGAAGGAUCUUGGUCUCUGACCGUGCUCAACUCUUGUUUGAUUUUCAUCAAGAGGUUGAUGGGCUUAGAGAAUCCGAGCUUGCUAAGUCUUUCAUUGGGACGACUAAGAGAGGCAUUGGUCCUUGCUACUCCAGUAAAGUGAUAAGGAAUGGUAUUAGAGUUGGGGAUCUUAGGCAUAUGGAUACUUUGCCUCAGAAGCUUGAGGUUUUGCUAGCGGAUGCGGCUGCGAGGUUUUCGGGGUUCAAGUAUACUCCGGAGAUGCUUAGGGAAGAAGUUGAAGUGUACAAGAGAUAUGCUGAGAGGUUGGAGCCUUACAUAACUGACACUGUUCAUUUCAUGAAUGACGCGAUUUUUUCGAAGAAGAAGAAGGUUUUGGUUGAAGGUGGUCAGGCUACAAUGUUGGAUAUUGACUUUGGUACUUAUCCUUUUGUUACUUCUUCUAGUCCAUCAGCUGGUGGGAUCUGCACAGGUCUUGGUAUCGCUCCGAGAGCUGUUGGUGAUCUUAUUGGAGUGGUGAAAGCAUACACUACAAGAGUAGGUUCAGGUCCAUUCCCAACAGAAAAUUUGGGACCAGGUGGUGACCUUCUUAGGUUGGCUGGACAGGAGUUCGGCACUACAACUGGUCGUCCUCGUCGGUGUGGCUGGCUUGACCUUGUUGCAUUGAGAUUCUCUUGCCAGAUCAAUGGAUUUGCAUCACUUAAUCUUACUAAGCUUGAUGUACUUUCGGACCUGGACGAAAUCCAGCUUGGUGUCGCUUAUAAGAAGAGUGAUGGGACUCGUGUGGACUCGUUCCCUGGUGAUCUUCGUCUUCUUGAAGAAUUGCAAGUGGAGUAUGAAACCUUACCUGGAUGGAAGUCUGACAUAUCCUCAAUAAGAAACUAUGCUGAGCUCCCAAAGGCUGCACAGCAAUAUGUUGAGAGGAUUGAAGAACUAGUGGGUGUGCCCAUUCAUUACAUUGGUAUUGGACCCGGUCGUGAUGCCCUUAUAUAUAAAUGAUUGUUAGGUUCGGCUCUUUUUUGGCUCUUCCUCACCCCUAAAAGCUUGAUGGAGCAUCAAGUUAUUACUCGCUUUCUAUCUGUUGCAUUGUUUCUUGUAUUGGAAUAAAGAUGAAUUAUGUGUGUUAAGCAGUGAGUUUGUUGCGUU
Molecule: messenger RNA, 1692 nt
Organism: Raphanus sativus (radish)
Lineage: Eukaryota; Viridiplantae; Streptophyta; Magnoliopsida; Brassicales; Brassicaceae
Product: adenylosuccinate synthetase, chloroplastic
Exons: 4
Coding region: 70-1545 (491 amino acids)
Biological process (GO): 'de novo' AMP biosynthetic process; IMP metabolic process
Cellular component (GO): cytoplasm
Molecular function (GO): GTP binding; adenylosuccinate synthase activity
Source: RefSeq, a predicted model, not a curated record